Penicillium brevicompactum is the source of this 330-nucleotide messenger RNA. RefSeq lists its product as uncharacterized. NCBI's taxonomy places the organism in Eukaryota, Fungi, Ascomycota, Eurotiomycetes, Eurotiales, Aspergillaceae. Bases 1 to 330 code for a protein of 109 amino acids. The record is from RefSeq and is a predicted model, not a curated record. The transcript is spliced from 2 exons.
AUGCCCAGUUCGCCCUACAACGAGAGUUCGAAAAGUUCGGUAUCUUGCCUCUUACGGAAGCUUUACAAAAGCUGGGAAUCCCAGAAGAAGAAUGUGGACAAGUUACGCAAGAAAUUUGAACGAGCAGAGGAGCGGUACAAUCUUUCUGUGCUGGACUUGCGAAACGAAAAGGGACGACAAAGAAACCGCUUGAUCCGUGAGAAUCUGGAGCGGUACAAGAAUGAGCAACCAGUGAUCGACAGCGAGCGGCAGCUUUCUGGAAAGGUAUUCUAUAACAAAGUAAACACAAGUCUCUGUCUGGAAACAGACAUGCAAUUCAAGCAAGAAUAA